Eublepharis macularius is the source of this 3639-nucleotide messenger RNA. It is a transcript of the gene ALCAM, whose product is annotated as activated leukocyte cell adhesion molecule. Gene Ontology annotation, biological process: cell adhesion. The record is from RefSeq and is a predicted model, not a curated record. Bases 319 to 2145 code for a protein of 608 amino acids. The transcript has 17 exons. Gene Ontology annotation, cellular component: plasma membrane. NCBI's taxonomy places the organism in Eukaryota, Metazoa, Chordata, Lepidosauria, Squamata, Eublepharidae.
AGGCUGCCAGAGGGAAAGAGCUACCUGCUUCGGCGCAGUGCUGAGCCGCUCGCUCCCUGGCCCGCCUUAGAGACCCGUUUCGAGCCGUGGCCGCCGCCCGCUCUCCCAACUUCUGUUUCCACCUGCCGCGGGCUUCGCCUGGAAAGUUACGGACCUGUCGUCGUUUCCCUCGAGAGAAACAAGUCGUUGCUGCUCACUGAGGGAGAGGCGAAGCUAGCUAGCCGGGGCACUCGCUCGCCGUGCCUGCCUACCUGCCUUCCCUUCCGAAGAAGCGCCCGAAGCCGCCGCCGUUCGCUCUGAGCUUUGCGGGGAGGCGGGAUGGAGACCCCCUCUGCCGCCUCCUGUCGCCGCCGCCCGCUGAAGCCGCCUCUCCUCUUGUGCCUGCUACUCUUUGCCCUUUGCCCGCAGCCAGGCCUUGGAUUGUACACAGUAAAUACCGUAUAUGGAGAUACCAUUAUUUUGCCUUGCCGUAUAGAGGUUCCUGAUGAUCUUAUGUUUGGAAAAUGGAAAUAUGAAAUUGCAAACAAGGCUCCAGUAUUUAUUGCUUUCAGAUCCGCCACCAAAAAAAGUGUACAUUAUGAUGAUGUACCAGAAUAUAAAGACCGAUUGAGUCUUUCAGAAAAUUAUACCUUAUCAAUAACUAAUGCAAGAAUUAGUGAUGAAAAGAGAUUUGUAUGCAUGCUGGUAACGGAGGACAAUGUCUUUGAAGAGCCUACAAUAGUCAAAGUGUUCAAACAGCCAUCACCACCUACAUUCGUAAAUAAAGCAGAAUUUCUGGAAACAGAACAGCUAAAAAUGCUGGGGGAAUGUAUUUCAAAAGAAGGUUAUCCAGAGGGAAACCUUACGUGGUACAGAAAUGAAAAGGUUUUGCAGCCUGUUGAAGGAGUUGUAGUCAUAAAUGAACAAACAAAUGUUGAUAAAGCAAGUGGACUCUAUACUGUGAUAUCUUCUCUGGAAUAUAUGCCAACAAAAGAAGAUACAAAUGCAUAUUUCACCUGUACAAUAACAUAUCCAGGACCAAAAAGACAAGAAACAAUACGGUCAGAAUCUAGAGUCUUCAAUAUUCACUAUCCUACAGAGAAGGUUAAAAUUCAAGUAGUUUCACAACGAAAUACCAUUAAAGAAGGAGAUAACAUCACCCUAAAAUGUUCAGGAAAUGGUAAUCCUCCACCUGAGGAAUUUUUGUUUUAUAUCCCAGGAGAACUAGAACCUAUAAAGAGUUCAAGUAUUCAUAUAUUAUCCGAUGUAAGAAGAAAUGCAACAGGAGAAUAUGGAUGUUCUCUGACUGAUAAAAGUUUAACAGAUUCUACUUUAAUUACAGUACAUUAUUUGGAUUUGUCCCUAACUCCCAGUGGAGAAGUUAUUAAACAGAUUGGAGAAGCAUUACCUGUAUCCUGUACAGUUUCUUCUAGUAGAAAUGCUACUUUGUUUUGGCUAAAGGACAAUACCAGAAUGCGGUCAAGUCCAUCUUUUUCAAAUUUACAGUAUAAGGAUGCAGGAAAUUAUAUCUGCGAGACUACCUUACAGGAGGUUGCAGGGUUAAAGAAGAGACAAACACUUACACUGAUAGUAGAAGGAAAACCUCAGAUCAAAAUGUCAAAGAAAACCAGCACAGAUGGAACCUUUAAAACAAUAUCUUGCCAUGUGGAGGGUUAUCCUAAGCCAGCAGUACUAUGGACAGCUACAGGCACUGGAAUCCUUACCAAUAAAACAGAAGAGACUAAAUAUGUCGAUGGAAAGUUUUCCAGUAAAAUCAUAAUUGCUCCUGAAGAAAACGUUACUCUAACAUGUACUGCAGAAAAUCCACUAGAAAGAACCGUAACGUCUUUGAAUGUAUCUGCUAUAAAUAUUCCAGAAUCUGAUGAACCAGAUGAAAGAAAUAAUGAUAAUAGGGAAAAUGUUAAUGACCAGGCAAAACUAAUAGUGGGAAUCGUGGUUGGUCUUCUUCUAGCAGCUCUGGUUGCUGGUGUUGCUUACUGGCUAUACAUGAAGAAAUCAAAGGAUUUCAACGGAGAGUCUGAGAAGGAAGCAGCACAGAACAUUCAAAACCUCCCGAGGACUGCAUCAAAACAUGUAGAUAAAGAUCUUGGAAAUCUAGAGGAAAAUAAAAAGUUAGAAGAAAACAAUCACAAGUCAGAAGCUUGAGAUACAGAAUGAGUCAGCCAUCAGUCCAGGAAUAUACAUAGACCAACUGAAGCAUGAACAUGGAUUGUAUUUAAGAUAUAUACAAAAGAUGUGACAGCUAUUCAUGGUUCAAGUAUUUAAAAAGACCAUUCUACCAAGUUUAAAGGAAUUUACACAGUUAUCUCAAGCUUACAAAAAGAAAGGAAACUAAUUUUGGCAGCAGCCGUGAUAAUAGGUCACAAAGUUGUGUUUUGUUUCAAUAUAUAUUUUUUUUGUAAAUGUCUGCACUGAAAAUUUCUUUUGGUUUGCCUUUAUGUAAAUUUUUUACGUAGCUAUUUUUAUACACUGUAAGGCUUUGUUCUGGGAGUCGCUGGUAAUCUGAUAUAUAGUGUAAUGUUUUUCUUUCAGUUGUUUUUCACACCCUUUCAAGAGGUACAUUUCUAAUUCUGAUUGCUAUCAGUAAAGUUCCUACUUUGCACAGCAAGUAUCUAAUUUAUAAUAUUGCCUUAUGGGAAAAUGAGACACUUUCUUUGUUUUUCAAUCACUACUAAGGAAAAAGGGAAAAAUAAAUCUGAUUAUAAAAAAAAGCUGCAGUUUAUAAAAUAAUGAGAAAAUGAUCAACUAUAAUGGACAUGUACAUAAUUUUCAAAAGGAGAGUUGGUUGUUAAGCAAAAUUCAUGUUGUUAUGUAUACAAAUGUCUACUAAUGUCUUUUUUAGACAGGAAAACCUUUUUAUUGAUAGCAUUCUGAAAAACCAAUUGUUCUUGCAGUUCCAUAAUAUACAGUAUGAAUGACUGGAAUUAUGAAUUAGUUCUGAAAUGUUUUGUUAUCCACUGCCUUAAGAAAAAAAAUCUUAAUUUUAAAGAAGAAAAUCAGACAGAAUUGGAUUUUUUUUAAAAAGUAAUCAUAUCAAAGCUGCAUUUUUCCACAAAAUAGAAUAUAUAUAUAUAUAUAUAUUUUGUGUGUGUGUUUUUGUUAACUACACUACAAAUAUUGCACCUUGAGAUAAUUUUAGUGGUUUUUAACCAGUACAUAAUUUAUCAAAAAGUACAUGAAAUUGUAACAAUGAAAUUAAAUCUAUGUAUCUUUAGUUACAUUCAAGAUUGUAACUUUAUAAACCUGUUUUAUGCUUGAGAAUUUUUUAGAAAGUUAGCAUAAAAAGAAAUCUUUGGAUAGAUCAGGGCAACUAGACAACAGUAUUUAGUAAUGUUUCCUCAUUUCGUGGAAAAAUAGCAUCUGGGAGAAUGUAAUAGAUACUUUUGAUCACAGCAGAAAGUUAUUAGGAGUAAGUAUCGGGUUUCUGUUUACAGAUUUAUGAGCCAGGAAAACAGGAAUGUUUUUUUUAGAUUGCAGGGAGGUUAGUAGAAGAGAAAUUUGAUAUGGAAAUUAGGAAAUGUAUUUGCCACUUAGGAAAAAAAACACUGUUACUUGUAAAUUUGUAAAAUGUAAAAUGUCUGGGCAGUAGUGACUGAUGUCUUAAAUAAAAGCUUCUGUAGCGUAUUGGCAUGGAUUAAA